This is a messenger RNA of Hypomesus transpacificus, 3099 nucleotides long. RefSeq names its product EPS8-like 3a (gene eps8l3a). Gene Ontology annotation, biological process: positive regulation of ruffle assembly; regulation of Rho protein signal transduction; Rho protein signal transduction. Gene Ontology annotation, cellular component: vesicle; ruffle membrane; plasma membrane. The record is from RefSeq and is a predicted model, not a curated record. The coding region runs from base 567 to 2492 and encodes 641 amino acids. Gene Ontology annotation, molecular function: actin binding. Lineage: Eukaryota; Metazoa; Chordata; Actinopteri; Osmeriformes; Osmeridae. The transcript has 20 exons.
GAAGAAUGUAGGGCUUGAGAAAAGUUCUGGUUGACUUAGUCUCUGAUGGAGCAACACAGCUAGAACGUGACCAACCCUCCAGACUCGUGUCCUCAGUCACGGUCUUGGCGAGAGAACUGAGAGGAGAAAACAUCAGGAUCUCUACCAGCGCAGGAUGCAGGUAGAUCGACGCUGCUAUGGCAAAAACAAUCACAAGACAAACGUUCGCCCUCCCCAUCGGGUGCCCUUUGCUCCAAGGGGAUACCUUCAGCAUAUCGGAAUAAAUACCAGACACACCCACAACCAUUAAACUUGGUGGUAAACUCUGUAAGUGGUGGCUUGUCUGUAGAGGUAGUCCCAGAUCAGAGUCACACACAGCAGAUGGUAAUGCCCUGGAUCAAUGUGCCCUCGGUGGACUUUGCUCCUGUGUCUUUUAUAAGGAAGUCUUUGGAGCACAUCCUCAGUGCUCCGUAACAGGAAUCAAGGAUUGGAAUAUGAGUUAGAUUGGUUCGGAAAGAGUGGCGACGAGUGGAUACUGAAGUGAAUAGGAUUUGGACACAACAGGCGGGACUCCAGAGAGUGUCAAGAUGUUCCAGAGGAACAGUCCCUUUGGCUACGACACCAGCAGCUACUCUGGCUCCAUACAGUCCAAUGCGUACUCUGUGGAUGACAUGUCAUCCCAGGUAUCAAAUCUCUCCAGACCCAGUGGCAAGUCAAUAUACCUGCAGAGAAGAGAUUAUGCUGAAUCCAUCAACGAGAUGAUGAACAAGAUCCAGUACAGAGUAGAGCACCUGUUCACCUGUGAGCUGGAUGGGAAGGAGGUGCAGGAUGUCGGGGACUGUGUGGAGCGCCUGAAGCUUCUGGAUGGUAUGGGCCGUGUGUGGGGCCAGGAAAUGAUCCUGGAGAUACGGGAUGGCAACCUGCUGCUGACCGACAUCGAGACCAAGGAGGAACUGGAGUCCCUGGCUCUGAGCAGCAUCCUGGAGCUGAAGGCCGUGAUGGACAGCUGUGUGUACAACUCCCUGCUGACCAUGUCGGUGCACGACCACAGCAGCAGAAUCACCAGCGUCUUCUUGUUUCAGUGUGAGGAGCUCAGGGCUGAAUACAUUGAAAAGGACCUAAAGAGAGCUCUUCCUCAUAGAAGAGAGACUUCUGGCUCCAGAGAAAAUCUGGCCGCCAUAACAAGCCAUCAGAUAAUUAAGCACACGAGGAACAUAGCCCCGCCCCCUGAAGAGACUGAAUGGAACCCUCCGAGCGACCCUGUGUCUCAGUGGAGUGCUCCGGACUAUGAUGAAGCCCCCCCAACACCUGUACCAGUCAGGCCCAGGGUGAAGCCCCCCUCAGGACCCCCCUCUGUGGAGGAGGAGCCCCUUCCAGUCUUCCCACAGCGCCGGUACACCCCCUCCGGACCCCCCUCUGUGGAGGAGGAGCCCCUCCCAGUCUCCCCACAGCGCCGGUACACAGAGAUAGACAGGAAUGUGGACAUCUUGAAUCACAUCUUCACGGACAUUGAAAUAUUUAUGGGCAAAAUAUCUGCCAUAGUGGCCAAAGACGAGAAGAAAAAGAAGAAAAAGAAGAAGGUUAAAGCUAUAAAAGGCAUGCCACCCAGUAAGGAAUUUGAAUCUUGCCUGCAGAAAAUCAAGUUUGGGUUCAACCUGCUGGGGGAGCUCAAUGGAAAGAUCAAGAAUCCCAGUGCUCAGGAUUUCGUCCAUGUUCUCUUCUCCACUUUAGCAUAUGUGGUGUCUCACUGCCCAGAGGACCUGCCCCCCUCCAUUGUGGCCCCCCUGCUGGAGCCGAUGUGCAUCGUGCUGCUGAGUGAGGAGGCCACCCCGGACGAGGACCAGCUGUGGCAGUCCCUCGGAGACGCCUGGAACAUCCCCAGUACCAAAUGGCCAGAGGAUGACGAGGACAUACCCACCUACACUCUAGAGUUCCUAGACGGCUGGCAGCCCCCAGACGUGACAGAAGAUUCCCCAGGAAGAGAGCCCGACAGCGGGCAGCAGAAUCAGCACCAGCCCCCCAAACAGAAAUCAGCCCCAAUCAAGCUUCCACCGUCACAACCAGAUGAGCUCAGUCCCAGUUACAUGCGUGUGAAGUACGAUUUCUCAGCCCGAAACCACAAGGAGCUGAGCAUCUCAAAAGGAGAGGUGGUUCAGUUGCUGGACAUGUCCAAGCAGUGGUGGAAGGUGAGGAACUCUGGAGGAGAGGAGGGCUUCGUACCCAACAACGUCUUGGAGGUUCUGGACAAGGGAGAGAAGGAGCAGACCACAGCCGCCCCCUCCUUGACCAGGAGGUCCAAACCCGAUGACGUGAAAGUCUGGCUGGAGCACAAGGGCUUCAGCAAGAUCACGGUGCGCUGCCUGGGCGUGUUGAGCGGCUCCAUGCUCCUGGGCAUGACCAGGGACGAGCUGAAGAUCGUGUGUCCAGAGGAGGGAGGUCGGGUCUUCUUCCAGCUCCAGAACAUUAAGUCGGCCCUGGCUCUUGCCAGUGAAGUCAGGCCAAUGGAGCCUUGAGAGGGGGAGGAGGACCAGAGAAUGAAGAACAUGUGAGAGAAGGAUGAUUUCUGACUUUCAGCAUCUCAUAGAGGACUCAUAACUGCAACUGAAACAGUUUCAGUUACCACCACCAUAUUAAAGCUGCAUAACGCUGAUACAUACAUACAUACAAACAUACAUACAUACAUAGCUUACAUACAUACACAUGAAUAAACAUGUUCAUUUCAUAAACCAGUAUUGAUAGGGCCUUGAAUUAGAUGACAGAUCAUUUGAGGAUCUAGAGAUUGGUGAUUUGUCAACAUUUUGUCAUUUCAUAUAUAAGUCUAUCAAUUGAUUGGUAAUGACGACAUAUGAAUACAUUUGGAGAUUCAUAAAUUAUAUUAAUCAUCCUGUGAAUUUCAUAUCUGUACCAAACCAUUUAAUGUUUAUGUUAUUGUAUAUGUGUUACUACUGUAAUUUGACAGAUAAAUAUAAAUGGCCCAGUCUAUCCUGUAUGAGUAGGUAACAAUUGUCUUGUACAGUACUGGUACAACAUAGGCAUUCCUUAUAUUCAUGUAUAUACAGUACAUUCUAUUUAAAUGAUAAAUGAUGUAUAUAAACAUAUAUCAAAUUAAUAAAUAAUGAA